AUGAAUUAAAUUUAGAAUAGGUUGCGAAAAAGAACAUAUCUCUAAGAUGUCCAUAAUCAGAAUAAUGAAAGGAAUUCUACAGCUUAAAGAUGCUCAACUUCAAUUCAUAAUUCUAUGUAACCGUUAAUUCAGAUUCGAUAGAGAUGUAUGCAGAUAAACUCAUGCUAUGACAUUUCAUGUAUCCAAACCAAGAGAAUAAUCACUUUCAAUUGAAUCUUAGGAAUCAGAAUAGGAGUUUUUACAAACACAUAGAAGGGCGACUACUAAUAUCAUUAAUCACCAAAAAAAUUAUAAGGCAUUGCAAUAGAUAUCAUAUAUAACGCAAAUAAUGAUGCCAGACUAUGAAAAAAACAUCAAUACAAUUUCAGUAAUCGAGUAUUAAACAUAUAAUUUAUUCUCAGAAGUAAAGCCUAUUAGAUUUAACUUGCAAAUUAAGAUGAUCAAAGGUAAUAACAUAUUCUAAAUGAUGGAGAAAUGUGGAUUGAUUAUAAAUUUGAAAUUGUAUAAUUUAGAUUUUAAUAAUGUAGCAUCCAAUUGAACUCAAGUAAGAUUUUGUAAAUGUGUAAAAAUUGAGAUAAUUGGAAUUUUAUUAUUAUAAAAUUAGAUGUUAAGGUGAAGCAGUACCUUUAACCUUCACGAUGAAUUAGUCUGAAUAAACUAAGUUUAAAGUAUUUUUAUCCACAACCAAUCCAUUUCCAUCAAAAUUUUCUUGUGAACAAAUCUUCUAAGUCAAAACUUGGAAAUACAAAAGCAAAGAUUACAAAUAAUUUAGAUAAAAAUUUAUCUUUAUUUCCUUAGUUUGCGAUUUAGACACAACCAUUAAAAUCUCAUUUACUUUUGGCUCCACUUAAGGAACUUAAACCAUUUACAAAAGCCCAAUUAGUAAAUAACAAAUCAAAUAAAAUCUAAUCAGUUGUGACUUAACUGCAUCAUAGAUUAUAAAAAAAAGAAAAAAAUAAAUGCUUGAAUUAUCUAAGGGAAGGAACUUAAUCUAAGAGAAUAUACUAAAUGUAACAAUCUAAAAUGAUGAAUGCAUCAAGUCCCAAAAAUAAUUAUACAAAACCCUCUAAUAAAAGAAAUUUCAUGAAGUUGUUAAGAAGAGAAAACAAUUAGAAAUCAAUACGUAAGGUUAAAAAUAGAUCAAUUAUUUUUCAAAAGAAAUAACACAUCUGUUAAAAAAAUUAAAAUAAUAAAAAGAAAUGGAUCAAAAUCGUUACUUAAAAUCAGAAAUUUAAUUUGAAAUGUUUAGAUUGAUUGCAUACUUAUAAUUGAUCAACAUAAUUUAUGAGAGGCUCAAGCACCAACAUAAAAUUAUACAUCAUGUUUAAAUUAUUCAAAUCAAAAUGAAGACCAUUUAUUUUAGAGCUAAAAGAAAUAUGUGUAGAUUGAAAGGCAAUACUAUAUUUGGAAGAGUUCAUCUCGACGUUAAAUUGUAUUACUAUUUUCAUAUUUCUUUAGUUGCCUCUCAAUGAUUGCUAAUUAAAUAAAAAAGAAGGUCCGCAUUCAAAACAUCAAUAAAAUUUAACCCAUUCUAACUUAAAGAUCAUUACUAUGGAAUUUUAAAGAAAAAAUUCAUCAAACUUCUAGGAAUUUACAAAUUAUUAAGGAGGCUAUAUAUAACUUUGUUUUAAGAUUUAGAGUUUAUAAACAAUUUUUGAGAUCAAUAUUUGAUAAAAAUUUUGAUUAAAGUUGUUAAAAAUACAUAGCCAAUAAAGAUCUUAAGAUUUAAUAAUAAUUUGAUCUUUGGCAUCAAAAUUCAAAAUAUAUGAUGUAUUUUCAAUUUCUAAGUAAAACCUUUGCCAGUUUUUAUAGUAGAUAGAAAUUAAAAGCAUUUUUUACUAUUUUACGUAAAUAGAAAUAAUCUAAAAAAAACUACAGGAAAGAAUCACUUUUUUUAGUCUUUAGUAAAAAACAAGAAAAUAAUUAAAUUAUCAGUUUAUUUAAAGUUCCAUUGUAAGAUGACUUCUAGUAAAUGCUCCCAAUCCUGUAUGAAUAAACAAAAGGUGGAACUUCUUAAUAUUGCAAAGAUUAAAUCAGAAGACCGUUUAACAAAUUAUAAUUAUGA
Messenger RNA from Paramecium octaurelia, 2065 nucleotides. NCBI's taxonomy places the organism in Eukaryota, Ciliophora, Oligohymenophorea, Peniculida, Parameciidae. The record is from the annotation of a GenBank genome assembly.